AUGCUUACUCGAAUUCCCCAAUAUAGAAUAUUGGCAAGGAGCUUCUCGGUGUCCCGGCUACUUUCGAUAAAUAAUGGCAAUAAUAACAACAAUAACAACAAUAAUAACGGCAAUAAGGACCAGCUCCGAAAGCUCGGCUCUAUCCUACUGAAGGGCAAAGUUGGUGAGCAAUCAGAUAAAGAGACCCGCAAGGGCACUGCUCUCAAUAUCCAAUCGAAACCUGAGGUUCCUCCCUCCACGGCAGAUGAACUGUCUUUAGAUUUGGCGGUGAAGGAGAAUAUAGAUGAGCUCGAAGACUCCUACGAAACCAUAGCUUUCAUGACAAAGGACGACGUCCUGAUUCAGGAGAACUUGGACGCUGGCGGUCAAUUCGGAGCAUUCCCAUCCAAGCAUUUUCUAGAUAGGAAAGCGCUUAUUAGAAGCCUACCGGAUGAAGUGGACAUGCUUGACACUCCUUGGGAGGAGAUCGAGCGCAUUUACAGCACCCUCAACAGACUAGACGAAGAUAAAGCGGUGCAUGCCAAAUACAUGAAGCGAUUCGGCAUCGAGGAGAAAGAUCUCAUGACAAGACUACGCCUCGGGAAGAAUCUUGACGACAUGUGCAAGGCUGGUCGCCGAGGCGAGAAGUAUGAUGUUCCAAAAGGUCUCGAGAGAGUCUUUAAAAGAUUAUAUCCAUACAAUGUCGUUGGCUUCGACCGGUCUAUCCUAGGAGUGCCACUUAGAAAUGGAAGACACUCAUUGAAGAGUGACGACGACGAGAAAGCACGCAAGCAGAUUCCAGAGGAGCUUGUCAGGGACAGUCGGCCCUUUGAUACCAAAGUGCCAGUUCACAAAAUAGAUGUGAACUUUUUUGAAGAAGAUCAACUCAAGGAAAGUAUCAGCCCUUACGACCUGAAGCCACUUCCACCGGAGGACUUACUCCGCAGCAUUGGCAAACCCAUGCUUUUCGAUGAUAUCGACAACUACAAGAAGAUCGAGCACCCAUCGGUAGAGCUUUUGGACCGCAUAGAAAGGGAGACUCUCACACUAAAGGACUCGCUCUACCUUGAAAUCGCCAGGAAGAUGAUUCCUUCGAACACUGACGUUGUCAAUUUGAACGCACCAAAAUUGCGAACAAACGAGUACGUGGUCGCUCUGAAAGAUCACCACGCCACUGCAUUAUCGGGACCAUCAUUGAGUUAUCGUUACAAGUACUUUGAUCUCGUCCCUAUUUACGGAAUGUUGCUCACUAGCAGAAAGCAUUGCAACAAUCUCUACAAGCAUUUAUUCAAAGUCAUCCUCAUCAAUCUUGAAGAGCACAUUGAUGUUUUGAGUCGCAUAAAGUACAAGCUGCCAGAAGAGUCACAAGCAUUCCUUGGAAAGCUAUACGCAAAGAUUCAUCGUGUUAUCUCGGAUAAGCUCAUUCCUAUGGCUGUGGACUGCAGACUCAAGUUCUCGCUAGAGUACCAAGCAGUGAUUCACAAACACAUCACUUCGCUGAACUUCUCAAGAAUUUACUGGCUUAAACCGCCACAGAAGUUGUCCAGCGGAGGCCGCGAUUAUGGCCGCCAGGUACGCAGAGAGGCGCACAGAGAGAAGGUCUACCCUCUAGACCUCGCACACCACAAGUACUCCAAGUAG
Messenger RNA from Candidozyma duobushaemuli, 1620 nucleotides. RefSeq lists its product as uncharacterized. The coding region runs from base 1 to 1620 and encodes 539 amino acids. The transcript has a single exon. The record is from RefSeq and is a predicted model, not a curated record. Lineage: Eukaryota; Fungi; Ascomycota; Pichiomycetes; Serinales; Metschnikowiaceae.